Messenger RNA from Drosophila hydei, 546 nucleotides. It is a transcript of the gene levy, whose product is annotated as cytochrome c oxidase subunit 6A, mitochondrial. NCBI's taxonomy places the organism in Eukaryota, Metazoa, Arthropoda, Insecta, Diptera, Drosophilidae. The transcript is spliced from 2 exons. The coding region runs from base 42 to 371 and encodes 109 amino acids. Gene Ontology annotation, molecular function: enzyme regulator activity. Gene Ontology annotation, biological process: mitochondrial electron transport, cytochrome c to oxygen. Gene Ontology annotation, cellular component: mitochondrial inner membrane. The record is from RefSeq and is a predicted model, not a curated record.
CAUUUAUAAAUCACAUAAGGCACGGAAAUUAAAACGUAAAUAUGUCUUUUGUGUUAAAUAACGCAAUUCGUCGCCAAAUUGGCGUUGUUGCCGCCAGGAACAUGUCUGGCACUGCAGCCGUAGCUGGAGAACAUUCGGGUGGCUACAAGGUCUGGAAGCGUCUGUCUUUCUUCGUGGCCAUGCCAGCUGUCGGUCUGUGCAUGCUGAACGCAUACCUGAAGCACCAGGAGGAGCACGAUCACCCCCGCCAGGAGUUCGUUAAGUACGAAUAUCUGCGUCGCCGUGAGAAGCGUUUCCCUUGGGGCGAGGGCAACAAGAGCCUGUUCCACAACCCCCAUGUUAACGCCCUGCCCGAUGGCUAUGAGCACUAAACGGCUACCUUCUUCGUAAAAGUGUCGCAAUUGCUGGUAAUUUGCCAUUGCUACUAUUAUAACAAUCGAUGUAUUUAAACAUAUUGUUAGCUGUAAUUAAUGUGGAAAUACACACAAACAGAAACACUCCCGAUAAACUUAACUAAAUAAAGAGUGACAAACUGGAUAAGCGACA